GUUUUAUACAUCUGUUUAUGAAUAUAUUUUUAUUUCACACAAUGUUUUCCAAACAUUUCCUACAAUUUCUAUUGUGUUGCCAAUCGAUGACAUUGUUUUCACUCGUAUUGUGUGAGAAAACGUGGAAAAAUAUUGUACCCGAAGAUUAUAACCAGGAUAUCGCACCUUCACGUCCUGGACAACCGGUCAAUGUGAACGUAUCCAUGUCCGUACUUAGCCUUAAGCCGGAUGCCGGUGCUGCGCAAUCUAUGGUUAUGGACUUUUUCUAUCACCUCCAUUGGUAUGACCACCGGUUGACAGUACCGGCUACUGAAAAGGUGACUCUGGGCUCAGAAUGGAAAGACAAACUCUGGACACCCGACACCUAUUUCAGGAACAUAUCACAAACCAUAGUCGACGUACGACUGGUUUGGGACAACUUCCGGAUCGGCUCCCAUGUGGUGCUCCCGGAGUUCGAGAUCAUCGCCAACUCGACGGGCAACUGCACCAAACCGUUUCAGGGACUGGGAGACUAUAGUUGCCUGUAUGUCAUCAUCCAUUUCCAGCGAUACGUCGGCACCUACCUCAUCAAACGCUACGUCCCAUCCGUACUGAUCGUCACCAUGACAUUCAUCGGCUUCUGGAUCCCCACGCAAGCGGCACCCGCCCGGGUGGCCCUCAUCAUCACAGCCCUGUUGGCACUCAUAGCCCAACAAAUACAGCGAGAGAUCAACAUCUCGUAUACCUAUGCGCUGGAGGUGUGGACUAUGGUAUGCGUUGUGUUUGUUUUCGCCGCACUUCUCGAGUACGCGGUGGCCAUAGGCUGGCCCCACACCACCCCUGACCCCAAUGGCCAACAGAAUCGCAUCGCCGGUAAUAAUAGGAUUUCCAAAAGGCUGGUGGCAUUCGUGGCACCCGAUCAGCGUAAUAACGAGGUGGACAAGUAUGCCAGAGUGGUGUUCCCGACGUGUUUUAUUACAGCCAUUUUUAUUUAUACCAUUACUUAUUACUUUUUAUAAUGAUUUUUAGUUUUGAAAUAAAUUCUUAUAUAAAAUUGCC
Messenger RNA from Oppiella nova, 1038 nucleotides. Lineage: Eukaryota; Metazoa; Arthropoda; Arachnida; Sarcoptiformes; Oppiidae. The record is from the annotation of a GenBank genome assembly.